Molecule: messenger RNA, 477 nt
Organism: Gloeophyllum trabeum ATCC 11539
Lineage: Eukaryota; Fungi; Basidiomycota; Agaricomycetes; Gloeophyllales; Gloeophyllaceae
Exons: 3
Source: RefSeq, a predicted model, not a curated record
CCAGCGCAAUCGCAAUACGCAGCAGCGGCUCAUGUCCCAUUAAUCAAGUCACCAAGUCUCCGAGUUCCUCGUCCAGUCGAAUUACCACCGGAUCUUCACCCAUUGCCAGACGAUGUGAACGCAUAUUUCGUCUACCCAUUCACUCUGGAGCCCCACAUCAUUACUCUCGAAUCAGCAAGACGCUCGACCUUAGCUGCUCACGCCGCCAGACGGGAAGCGUACCUACGUGCUCGCGAUGAAGAGAAGGAGCGCCGCAAGCGUGAGGCCCUGCGGAAGGUCGCACCUGGAUUCGAGCCGUCUGCCGCGCCCCUCGUGCCAACGCCUAUACGAAAGAGUACAAGUGCGCCUCCGGCGGGGCCAGCGAACGCUCAACAGUCGCCGCCAGGAUCUAUGAGUCCACAGGCGGCGGGGAGACCAAAGGAUGUCAUGGAGGAUCUGGUCAGCCAGCUGGAGAAGCUAGAGUCAUCGUCGUCUUGA